This is a messenger RNA of Phoenix dactylifera (date palm), 462 nucleotides long. RefSeq lists its product as uncharacterized. Lineage: Eukaryota; Viridiplantae; Streptophyta; Magnoliopsida; Arecales; Arecaceae. The record is from RefSeq and is a predicted model, not a curated record. Gene Ontology annotation, molecular function: calcium ion binding.
AUGAGCGUAGAAGUGCUGGACGGAGCUACGAUCCGCAACUUUGUCGAGGAUGAAGUGGCCUUCAAUUUGUCGGUCGAGGACCGGUUCGUCAGCCUCGAUACCGACCAUGAUGGCCUGCUCUCGUACGCGGAGAUGGUGAGGGAACUGACGAGCCUUAGAGUGCUCGAGACCGACUUCGGCGUGGAUGAAGUGGGAUUGAACCCUGACGAGCUACUUCAGGUCUACCGUGGCUUGUUUGCUCGGUUCGAUCAUGAUGGCAAUGGAACGGUGGACUUGGAGGAGUUUCGGGCCGAGAUGAGGGAGUUGACGCUUGCUGUGGCAAAUGGGCUCGGAUUCUUGCCAGUUCAGAUGGUGGUGGAGGAGGGAAGCUUCCUCAAGAGGGCUGUAGAGAGAGAGAGUUGGCUCAGAAACUCACCGUUUGAGCUGAUAACUGCUGGAGAAUUUUUCAGCUCCCUUUCUUGA